AUGAGUAAGUUGCAUGCAAACUUAGAUAAUUAUCAAGUUUCAAAUUUGAUUCGAUUUUCAAAAUAUUUCUUACCCAUCAAAUUUGAUUCCACUGUCCACCCUGACCCCUCCAAAUUCUUCUCUCCAAAUUUACUAUCCAAACCCCUCCCUACAAACUCUUUCUUCCAAAACUUUGUUCUCAAAAACGGUGACCAACCUGAAUAUAUUCAUCCAUACCUCAUUAAAUCAUCAAACUCAUCACUUUCUGUUUCUUACCCAUCACGUUUCUUAAACUCUUCUGUUAUAUCCCAAGUUUUCAAUGCUGAUCUUACCAUAACUUCUUCUACAAAAACUUCCAACGAAAAACACAUAAUCUCUUCUUACAAUGACCUCAGUGUUACCUUGGAAAUCCCUUCUUCAAAUUUACGUUUUUUUCUUGUUAGGGGAAGUCCUUUUUUGACAUUUUCUGUCACACAACUAACCCAUCUUUCUUUCACUACAAGCCAUGAUAUUCUUUCUUUUUAUUCGAACGAUUCCCUUACAAAGUUUACAUUUUACCUUAACAAUGGUCAAAGUUGGAUUUUGUAUGCUUCUACACCGAUAAACUUGAGUCACGGUCAUAGGUAUAUAGCUACUUCUGAGGAGUUUUCUGGCAUUAUUAGAAUAGCUUUGUUUCCGGAUUCUGAUUCAAAAACUGAAGCUGCUCUUGAUAGGUUCAGUUGUUGUUACCCUGUGAGUGGUAAUGCUGUUUUUACAACACAAUUCUGUGUUGAGUAUAAAUGGCAGAAGAAGGGUUCAGGUGAUUUGCUACUGUUAGCACACCCUUUACAUAUUCAACUUUUGUGUGACACUAUUGAUUGUGAUGUUACUAUUUUGAGUGAUUUUAAGUAUAAAAGCAUUGAUGGAGACCUUGUUGGUGUCAUUGGUGAUUCAUGGUUUUUGAAAACUGAUCCUGUUUCUGUAACUUGGCAUUCUUCAAAUGGUGUUAAGAAAGAAUACCAUAAAGAAAUUGUUUCAGCACUUUUGAAAGAUGUUGAGGAUCUAAAUUCAUCAGAUAUAUCAACAACAUCGUCUUAUUCUUAUGGAAAGUUGAUUGCUAGAGCUGCAAGGUUAGCAAUAAUAGCUGAAGAGGUUUUCGUCUUUGAUUUGAUUCCAAAGGUUAAGAUUAAGAUGUUCUUGAAGGAAACUAUUGAGCCUUGGCUUGAUGGAACUUUUAGUGAAAAUGGUUUUCUAUAUGAUAAAAGUUGGGGUGGAAUUGUUACCAGAAAAGAAUGUGAUGAAUCUAACGAUUGUUUAGGUUCGGAAAUUUAUAAUGCUCAGCUUAAUCAUUUAGGAUAUUUCCUUUAUGGUAUUGCUGUUCUUGCUAAACUUGAUCCCGAUUGGGGAAGAAAGUAUAAGCCUCAAGCUUAUGCACUCAUGGAAGAUUUCAUGAACUCCAGCACUUGUUUGAAUCCGAAUUACACGCGCCUAAGAUGUUUUGAUCUUUACAAGCUCCAUUCUUGGGCUGGAGGAUUAGCUGAGUAUGAAAAUGGAAGAUAUCAAAAGGGUAGUAGUGAAGCUAUUAAUGCAUAUUAUUCUGCUACCUUGCUUGGCUUAGCAUAUGGUGAUGCCAAUGUUGUUGCUAUUUGGUCAACCCUAACUGCUUUCGAAAUUCAAGCAUCUAAAAUGUGGUAUCAUGUGAAAGUGGGAGGGAAGCUAUACGAGGAAGAAUUUACAAAACAGAACAGGAUGGUCGGUCUUGUUUGGUCGAAUAAGAGAGAUAUCGAACUUUGGUUUGGUUAUCUUGGUGCUAAACAAUGUUUGCUUGGCAUUCAGGUUUUACCAUUGCUUCCUAUUUCAGAAAUGUUGUUUUCUGAUGUUGAAUUUGUGAAGGAUGUUGUGGAAUGGGUGUUGCCUGAUUUGGAAAGUGAUGGUGUUGGUGAAGGAUGGAAGGGAUUUGUGUAUGCUUUAAAGGGAAUUUAUGAUAAGGGUGAUGCUUUGGAGAAGAUUAGAAAGUUAAGUGGUUUUGAUGAUGGGAAUUCAUUGAGUAAUCUGUUGUGGUGGAUUCACAGCAGAGAUUGAAGUGUGAAUGGUUAUGAUAUUUUGGAAGAAACUUGUAAGAAAGAAAAGGAUAUAAUAUAUUGAUGAUAAAUUA
Medicago truncatula (barrel medic) is the source of this 2113-nucleotide messenger RNA. Its product is annotated as probable endo-1,3(4)-beta-glucanase ARB_01444. Gene Ontology annotation, molecular function: endo-1,3(4)-beta-glucanase activity. The transcript has 2 exons. The record is from RefSeq and is a predicted model, not a curated record. Bases 1 to 2040 code for a protein of 679 amino acids. Lineage: Eukaryota; Viridiplantae; Streptophyta; Magnoliopsida; Fabales; Fabaceae.